Molecule: messenger RNA, 616 nt
Organism: Thamnophis sirtalis
Lineage: Eukaryota; Metazoa; Chordata; Lepidosauria; Squamata; Natricidae
Source: RefSeq, a predicted model, not a curated record
UCCGGAAAGGAAAGCAUCGACGGGGAAGAAGCGAUCCUGUUGCUUUUUCUCCCGCCCGGAUCGUGGCGAACUAAAACCUUCGGGUCGCACCAUGGCGGUCCCGAUGGAGGCGCAGUUGCAGAGUAUCUUCGAGGAAGUGGUGAAAACAGAAGUCAUAGAGGAAGCUUUUCCUGGCAUGUUUAUGGAUACCCCAGAAGAUGAGCGAACUAAAUUAAUCAGCUGUUUGAGUGCCUUUCGACAGUUCUGGAGCAAUCUUUCCCAGGAAUCUCAUGAACAGUGUGUUCAGUGGAUUGUAAGAUUCAUACAUAGUCAACAUAGUCCUAAAAGAAUUUCUUUUCUAUAUGAUUGCUUAGCAAUGGCUGUGGAGACUGGGUUACUGCCACCCAGAAUGGUUUGUGAAUCUCUGCUGAAUUCUGACAAUCUAGAAUGGGAAAGGACACAGCUUUGGUCUCUGACAUUUAAACUUGUUCAAAAAAUAAUUGGUGGUGUAGACUACAAGGCUGCUCAAGUCAAACAGUAUGACUCUGGGCAGCAUACAGCAUAUAAACCAUCUCCAACCCCAUAUGAUGUGAAAUAUGUUCAAUAUAUAAUAUAUAAAAUUAAAUGUCUAUCAUAA